Messenger RNA from Gracilinanus agilis (Agile Gracile Mouse Opossum), 3627 nucleotides. RefSeq names its product transmembrane protein 104 (gene SLC38A12). The transcript is spliced from 10 exons. NCBI's taxonomy places the organism in Eukaryota, Metazoa, Chordata, Mammalia, Didelphimorphia, Didelphidae. The record is from RefSeq and is a predicted model, not a curated record. Bases 225 to 1715 code for a protein of 496 amino acids.
CCCGGCCCCUGCAUCACUAACUGCCUCUUGAGCCCCAGGCUGGAAAGGAGAAGCGGGGCGGGGUAGACACAGGCCGCGGCCCGCUGGGAAUGUGGGAGCUGGAGCCGGAGCAACGAGGAACAGAGACCUGGACGCGAGCAUUUGGUCAGCAGUUGAUGCCACCUCAAAGAAAGAAUCCCAACUCCAUAGCCUGAGCUUCAAGAACUUUUCUACCCAUCUUAAACAUGGCUGGUGGAAUCACAGAAACUGGGGACCUUUAUUCUCCCUAUGUUGGACUGGUGUACAUGUUCAACCUGAUUGUGGGCACUGGUGCCCUCACUAUGCCCAAGGCUUUUGCCACUGCUGGUUGGCUUGUUAGCCUAGUUCUUCUCCUCUUCCUAGGCUUUAUGAGCUACAUGACCACAACUUUUGUAAUGGAAUCCAUGGCAGCAGCCAAUGCUCAGCUCCGUUGGAAGAGGAUGGAAAGCCAUAAGGAGGAAGAUGAUGAUGACUCGUCUUCAGCUUCUGAUAAUGAUGUUCUUAUCCAGGAAAACUAUGAUCGAUCAGAGAAACAGCCCAUCUUGUCUGUGCAAAGACAUGGAUCUCCUAACAUUUUUGAAAUCGCAGAUCGUGUGGAGAUGGGACAGAUGGCCUCUAUGUUCUUCAAUAAAGUGGGAGUCAAUUUGUUCUAUUUUUGUAUCAUUAUCUACCUUUAUGGGGACCUAGCUAUCUAUGCUGCAGCUGUGCCCUUAUCACUUAUGCAGGUGACCUGCAGUGCCACUGGCAAUCACUCCUGUGAUGUGGGAGCCAGCACCAAGUACAAUGAUACAGACAUAUGUUGGGGCCCCAUCAGACGUAUUGACGCCUACCGCAUCUACUUGGCUGUGUUCACACUACUCCUUGGACCUUUCACUUUCUUUGAUGUCCAGAAGACCAAGUACCUCCAGAUCUUGACAUCUCUGAUGAGAUGGAUUGCCUUUGCCAUCAUGAUCAUCCUGGCAUUGAUCCGUAUUGGACAUGGGCAAGGAGAAGGGCAUCCGCCCAUAGCAGACUUCUCUGGGAUCCGAAACCUGUUUGGAGUGUGCGUCUACUCCUUCAUGUGCCAGCAUUCCUUGCCGUCCCUCAUCACGCCCAUUUCCUCCAAGAAGCACAUCACCCAGCUGGUGCUGCUUGAUUACGUGCUGAUCCUGGCAUUCUACAGCCUCCUCUCCUUCACUGCCAUCUUCUGCUUCCACAGUGACAGCCUCAUGGACAUGUACACGCUCAACUUCACUGGUUGCGAUAUAGUGCGCCUGGUCGUAAUCCGCUUUUUCCUGGGUCUCUUCCCUGUCUUCACCAUUAGCACCAAUUUCCCCAUCAUUGCCGUGACUCUGCGCAACAAUUGGAAGACGCUCUUCCACCGGGAGGGAGAGAUGUACCCGUGGGUGGUGGACCGAGUCGUGUUCCCUGUCAUCACUCUGGUCCCUCCCAUCCUUGUGGCCUUCUGUACCCAUGACUUGGAGUCCCUGGUGGGGAUCACAGGAGCCUACGCUGGCAACGGAAUCCAGUAUGUCAUCCCUGCCUUCCUGGUAUACUGCAGCCGAAAAGACACGAAGCUUGUCUUUGGCUAUGGUACUGUCAACAAGCACCAGUCCCCUUUCCGUAGUACCUUCUGGGUGGGCUUUGUACUGGUCUGGGCUUUCUCCUGCUUCCUUUUUGUUACAGCCAACAUCAUCCUCAGUGAGACGAAGCUUUAACUGUGGGAACAUUUCCUACACCUGGAUUCUUUUUGCAGAAUUGCAGGCCUUCCUCCGUCCUCCACCUUUAUGCCCACUGUCCUUCCACUCCAGGGAAGACACUGGCAUUGCUGGUAAUCAAGUCUGAAGACUUUUACAAGGCCCAUUAUUUCUCUCUGCUCCCAAGACCCACCAGAGAUGGGCUGCUCUGUCCCCUGCAUGGUACCCUGGGUGGAAUUUAGAAGCAGUGCUGGCAUUGCGACACCUUAUUUAUAACCCCCCACCCUAGGCUGUGGGAUGACCUAGGUCUUUGUUUCAGGAGAUCUGUUACAGAGGCUAGCAUUCAGCCCUCACCCCCACUUCUCCCCUCACCCAGAGCAUGGCUUGCUUCCUGGGCUGCUAAGAAGCCUAUAAUAGAGUGAAAGCACAUGUCACUUUUGCCUUAGCACAAUGGAAAGCAAGCAGGGCCUGAAGCUAUGAGGACACAGGAGGGAUUAUUAGCCACAGAGUCCUGGGAGCAGAGUUGUGGAGGCCUUUGCUGUGGGUGCUGAGUAGAGACUACUCAGCACUAAAUUACUGACCUAGCUCUAGAAUCGGGGCUCUUGCCCUGCCUGGGGCCUUCGUAUUCCCUGGGAGGGAAAAUAAAAGGGCCCUUUCAUCUUUUCCACAUCCCAUAGGAUUAAAAUGCUCUAUUAAGUCCUUAGGGACCAUGAGAAAAAAGGCAAGAAAGAAAUAAUCUCUGAAUCACCAGUUUGGAGAAAUGCUGAAUAAAGAAGAUGCCGUACUCCCUUGCUGGUCCAGGAUGUUCUGGUGGCAACCUCUUGCCAGUGCCCCAAGCUUGCCUUUCUGAAGCAAGCUAAGGAUGGCAUUGGAGGAAGCAGUAAGUCGGGACUGUCUGAGGGAUGCUCAUCUCAGACAUAGUUGGUGCCUUUGGUCAGCCUUGGGGGGGGAGGGGGGUGACCCUUGACAUAUCUGGCAGCUGAAAUCACAGCUCCCAGGAAGGUAGUAGUAGUCCUGUGAGAAGUGGAGACUGAUUUGAUUCACAGCAGAGAGGAGUGAGAGGCAGCCAAACAGCCACCUGAUGCAUCUUUUAUCAUCUCAGUAACACCAGAAUAACUGCACCAGGGAUAAGGAGGGAGCUACAUAUGCUCUUCACUGGCCCACCUUUCCCAUAGACACAGGCAUUCUGUAUCAUGUACCAUUCCUUUAUUGGGGGCCAGACUAUUCUGAAAAGAAGCCUCACCAGGCCAUGCAGCCAGCCCCUUUCCCACCACUCUUCACUCUCCACUUCAUUCACUGUAUUCCCAACUGCUGCCACCCAGUCAUCUUCACAUGGACUAUAAUGAACUUUGCAGUCAAACGUGCCUUCUCCAGCAUCAGGGCCUGGGUCCCUCCUGCUGAGGUACAGGAGGGCCCAGAUUAUUCUCAAACUACCCCGUGUUCUCUAUACCCCUGGAGUCUAGGGCUGAGAACAGUCAUAUGUAGAAUGUAGGGUUCUCUUGGGAGGGGGAAGCUUCUCUCUAAGGUUGGUCCUGACCCCCUCCCUGCAACACGCCUAAUUUCAGUGCCUUGCUCAGCACCUUUUUAUUUCUCCUCACGUGUACCCCACACAUUUCCCUGUCAGGAAGAAAACCCAAUCCUCAAGGGGGAUAGAUGACCUAAAAAAGACUCCUGCCAGCAGACUGGGGGGGGGGGGGGGGAAUAGGGUGAGGAAAGGAGAAUUGCCUUAACCAUGAAGAAUGGGUUGAUGGAAGUAGACAUACCCCUGCUCCUAGGUCCCCUGCUGCCUGAGCCUAGUGGGGUUCCUUUGAGAAUUAGAUUGUCUUAAUUAGACGUUAUCAUCUUCCAAUCCAUCAUGUCAUGUUUUGUCUUGCAACUCAUCACCACAUGUAAUUAUUUUCCAGCCAAAUGAAAAAUAAAUGCCCCUUCCCCA